This is a messenger RNA of Drosophila serrata, 1574 nucleotides long. Its product is annotated as lethal (1) G0469 NlpC/P60 domain-containing protein. NCBI's taxonomy places the organism in Eukaryota, Metazoa, Arthropoda, Insecta, Diptera, Drosophilidae. The record is from RefSeq and is a predicted model, not a curated record.
AAUAACACGAAAACAGCAAAGCAGCGAAUAUAAUACGAAAAAGCCAGGGCAAUAACUCGUAUUCUUACAUCGAAACAAAAACAGUGAUAUAAACUAAAACUGGAACGAAACCGUGGCAAAGAGUUGCGUUCAGUUGUAUCGAGAGUUGAGUAAAUAAUAAACACACACAGAGCGAGCGAGUGGUGGGAAGUGAGAGGAAAGGACUCGAAGAAAAAGAAGAAGAAAAAAAAAAAAAACGCGCGGAAAAGUGCAUUUCGAUUUCCCAUUUAUUUUACGUUUUUUUCCCCCCCUCUCGAGUGAAAGUUGGGCGGUCGCCUUCAUUAUAUACCCACAAUCAGGCAGCAACAAACACACCCACGAACCACGAACCAACGCACACAGACUGAUGAACCGUUCCAACAGCUUUGUCAGCUCGCUCAAGUGGUGGCCACUGCAGCAGGGUCACAACAACCACAACCAACCGGCGGCGCAACCUGCCGGCAGCGGGGGCUACUCGCAGUCCGCGCCCAGCUCCCCCACCUCCAAUUGGCCGCCGCCGCUGCAGCAACAGCAGCUCCAUCGCCUGCACCCAUUGGCACCGCAUACACAAAAGCCCGGCGUCGUCGGCGCCACAUUCGGCAGCAGCGUUGCCGUACAAAAGCUACGCGAAUCGAAGUGGUUCAAGCCGGCAGAGCAGCGCAUCUUUUGCGCCGUUGUCGAAUGCGGUUUUAUUGUGGAAAUACGCAGCAGCUCUGCCGCCGAAGCGGCGGCAGCGGCAGCAGCAGCUGCUGCAAUGGCCGGCGGUGCCUCCGCCAACGGUGACACCUCCUCCGUCGAUGGCGUGGACACCCUGGAGCUCGAUUGCCCGCCACAUCCGCCAGCGCCGCUGCUGGUCAUAACGCGCAACGGAAGCAGCUUCCUUGAGACGCAGGAUGAGAACGAGACACCAGUGGCCUCCUGGUAUGGCAUCGUUCUCUGCAAAUUGGCCAAAGACAAUAAACCCAAGCCCGAAACUAUUGAGAUAUUUUCUGUGAAAAUACGUGAGAAUGGGACAUAUAAAUUAAUUAAAAUGUCACUUGCUGAUAUAUGGAGCCACGGCUGGGAAUUGCGUAUUAAUAAUUUCGCCGAUAAGGAGAAAGUCCCCCACAACGAAAAGGAUAUACGCAAUCAGGUAUCGGUGGCUCGAAAGGCCAAACAGAGUUUGUGGAACAACAACAAGCACUUCGUUUACUGGUGUCGAUACGGAAGUCGUCAGCAGGAUCUGCGGAAGCGACAGAUGUCGGAGUGCGUGAAGUGGGGCAGCGUUGGCAUGAAUGCGGGCAUGUUGUUGGUGCUCAAUAGCAAUAAUAAACCCAAAAGAACGCAAUUGGCACACGCAAAAUAAUAAUACAUAUAAUAAUAAUAAUAAUAACUAUAUGAAAACUUGAUUAUUGAAACAAAUUCUGUACUGCUGCUGCUGCUGCCACAGACCGAUUUUACACAGAAGAGUAUUAAAAGCGUAAAUUCAGUUGAUAAGAUAAUUUAUGGAUUAAGAACGAAGCCAAAAGGGUUGUGUGUGUGGAAAACAAAAAAAGAAAACGCCCAAAAAAACAUCC